Molecule: messenger RNA, 2404 nt
Organism: Cervus elaphus (red deer)
Lineage: Eukaryota; Metazoa; Chordata; Mammalia; Artiodactyla; Cervidae
Product: putative protein FAM172B
Exons: 3
Coding region: 912-2015 (367 amino acids)
Biological process (GO): regulatory ncRNA-mediated heterochromatin formation
Cellular component (GO): nucleus
Molecular function (GO): siRNA binding
Source: RefSeq, a predicted model, not a curated record
AAGUGUUUGUCUAAGUGGCGUUUUUUCAUUCUCUCUGUGCCUAUAGGAUACUGAGACUGGGCGUGUGAGGUUUUAGCCCAAGAUAGUUAAGGUUUUGUUGACUUGAAAAUGAGGGUGACUAAAAAUUAAAGCAGGGAAGCUAGGAAUUCCCCCACUUCGCUACCCCAGAAAUCGUCCUUUGAUAGUAUUACUUUACUCAUGGCGUCUGCUAUGUCUGUCCUCAAGGCGCUUCCUCAAAUUUAGAAGCAAAAAGACUUUAACAAGACAAAAAUCGAUAGCCUGUUACUUUAGCAGUUGGAGUGGAAAUCAAUUAAGUCAGCUGAGGAAAAAGAGAGUAAUGGGAUCUCUUCAAAAUUCAAAUCCAUAAUUUUUAAAGGGCAGGGGAAAAGCUGGACCUCAAUUUUUUAAACAUAAAAUAAUGAGAUGCUAGCAACUGGGUGGCUGUUUAUGAGUCUGUUCAACUAAUUUUUAUUACAGUACUUAAGGGAAUAAUGCUGACCUCAGCGAACUCAACGAUUAGUACUUUUGGACUGAUUACUUUUUUAGUCCUUUCAUAGGACCCAUCAGUUUAGAAAAUUGUUCUAUUUGAUUAGCAAUAAAGUACAUAAUUUGAAUACUUUUUUUUAAGUGGGUAAACUUUAAUCAUAGUAAGUUUAACAAAAUAGCACUCUAGUUAGAGGCAAAUGAUACUGGAACGUUCCAACAGUUUAACAUCCGCUCCCCUCUCCCCCAUUUUAGCAAGGCUGGUAAUGGGACUUAAUUUGUUCAAUUCACUGCCAGAGCCUUGCUUCUUUAGCCUUACUUUUAAUUACUGUGUCGUCUGUGCUGGAGCUAGAGUUGAAUGAUUUUACUCCAGAAUCACGCUGGCUUGAAUCAUCAGCUGAUAUUAUACGAAACAGAGCUGGAAAAAGAUGGAAAUAGAGUGGUUACCAGUGACUCAGAAACUGAGCUUCCGAAAAUUUAUUGAACAAUCUGACUUACUAGAAGAACUUAAAUAUGACUUCAAUGAAAAAGCUGAAUUGAGACACACUGAGACACAUGGGCCUUUUGCCUUUAACUAUUAUAAAAAUGUCCUGGAGAGGAACAGCAAGCGCUACUGGGCCCUGGGCCAUUUGCUUGAACAAUACAUUUAUGAACUUUUGGAGAAAGUGUGCAAAUUACAAAAAGUAUAUAUCCCACCAGAGGCUGAUGAGGAACCAAGAAGCUUCUUUUUCAUGAGUGAGAGAGCAUUAUCAAAUCAUCAUUCUGCUCUUCUUGUCCUUCUUCAAGACCACGGGGUCGUUAGAGCUGGUCAGUGGAGUCAGCAGGCAAUAAUACAUCAUGGUCUCCAACAUGGAAGUCAGAUACCGUGUAUUCAGAUGGCACUGCAGGCACAUUAUGAUGUAAUUGUGCUAAACCCCAAUGACAAUUUUGUGGACCAGCAGACAGGAAAAGAGUGGAAAGGACUUUUAACACAAAAUGUUGAGUUCUCUUCCAGAAAAAUGGUUCAGACAGAGAGCUUCUCUCUCCAGGAGUCUCUCCAAUGUAUUCCAAAAAGAUGCAGCAACACCCCUGAAGAACACAUGGCUUAUAUUUGGGAUUACUUCAUUUCAAAGACUGAAGGCAAGGAUGUUGCCUUCAUUGUACAUGGUUAUGGAGGCUUGGUUUUUAUGGACUUGCUUGUUCGUAAAAAGUGGGACGUGAUGAGCAAAGUAUACGCUGUUGCACUUAUUGACUCUGAACAUCACGUAGGACACCAGUUGGGAAGCGAUGUCCAGUUAUUAGAAUGGAUAAAGCAGCACUGCCGUGAAUGGGUGACAAGUCCAAAGCCUUUGGAUAAACCUGCAACAACCAUUUUGAAAAAGGAGUUUCCUACAGUUUCUGCUGGUACAGAAAAACACAACUUAGCCCCUUCCUCUAGCCUUCAGUCUAUUUUUAAAUACUUUAGAAAAGCUUUGAAAGCCAAAGCAGCUAUUAAUUUCUCUCGAGUGUCCAUAGUGACUAGAAGCUCCACAAAAAGAAAGCAAAGUGCUUAAGUUACUUUUUUUGUCAUCUAAGAUUGUUUUGUUCUACUGAAACUUUGCUAAUGUAGGUGCUAGAAGAGAAGAACACUUCCAACUCACAUGCAGUGUUAUGUUCUGACUUCAAGUCUGAUUUGUUGACUUUUUUUAAGUAAAUAUGUUCUGCAAAUAUGUUCUGUAGCCUACUGAUGAACCAGGAAGUCAGUACCAUCAUUAAUAUUUUACAAUAUUAGUCAAAGUAGUGUUGUUAGACAAUCAUCUUAGGAAAAGAUUUCAUAUGGUUUAAUAGAAUGACGCCAAAACUAUAAUUGAUAGAAAUUAAAUAUUAAGUCAGUCUUUGACUUCUGUAUUAUUAAUGCUAUAUUAAAAUUAUAAAUGAAAAUAAAAUUAAGUAUCAUAAGGCA